Molecule: messenger RNA, 365 nt
Organism: Anguilla anguilla (European eel)
Lineage: Eukaryota; Metazoa; Chordata; Actinopteri; Anguilliformes; Anguillidae
Product: 40S ribosomal protein S28-like
Exons: 4
Coding region: 51-260 (69 amino acids)
Biological process (GO): ribosomal small subunit assembly; translation; maturation of SSU-rRNA
Cellular component (GO): cytosolic small ribosomal subunit; ribosome
Molecular function (GO): structural constituent of ribosome
Source: RefSeq, a predicted model, not a curated record
UAUAAACCAAAUCUCCCCACGUGACUUCCUUUCUGCUCUAAGCCGCCAUUAUGGACGCCAGUCGCGUGCAACCCAUCAAGCUCGCCAGAGUAACCAAAGUUCUGGGAAGAACUGGCUCCCAGGGCCAAUGUACCCAGGUUAAAGUUGAGUUCAUGGAUGACAGCAACCGAUCAAUCAUCCGCAACGUGAAGGGCCCGGUGAGAGAGGGUGAUGUGCUUACCCUGCUAGAAUCUGAGAGAGAAGCUAGGAGGCUGCGUUGAGGUGAGGUCUGAAGAUGGAAGAGAUUGAAACGCACUGCCCAUAGAGAAGACGUGGUUUCAAAAGCAAAUGUGUACAGUUUGACAAUAAAAGUGCUUUGAAAUUUA